This is a messenger RNA of Alternaria atra, 2592 nucleotides long. RefSeq lists its product as uncharacterized. The coding region runs from base 1 to 2592 and encodes 863 amino acids. Lineage: Eukaryota; Fungi; Ascomycota; Dothideomycetes; Pleosporales; Pleosporaceae. The record is from RefSeq and is a predicted model, not a curated record. Gene Ontology annotation, molecular function: zinc ion binding; DNA binding. The transcript has 5 exons. Gene Ontology annotation, biological process: DNA-templated transcription.
AUGGCCGAGGCAGCCGGUCUUGUUGUUGGUGUCGUUGCCGUUGCUGGCCUCUUCAACAACACAGUCGAGUGCUUCGAGUUCGUCCAGCUCGGCCGCACAUUUGGAAAAGACUUCCAGAUAAGUCAGCUUAGACUAGACAACGCAAGACUCCGCUUGUCGCGGUGGGGCAAGUCUCUAAGUCUGGACAAUGAUGUCCGAGACGCGGUAUCGCUUCAAGGGCAUUUUGGGUCCGAGGCAAACGUCAAGCACGCCGAAGCCUUGCUGGGCCAGAUCGUAGAACUAUUUGCGGAAGCUGAAGGCGUGUCGAACAGAUACAGGGGCCGGACAGAGCCUCAGGACAGCAGCCUUGCAGUAUACGAUCCGCAAACCGACCUGGAUCCGGCAAUGGCGAAGCUCCACGAGAAAAUGCGCCAGCUAGCCAUCGAGCGCCAGAACCGGUCCGGCGUACGGCAAAAGGCCAGAUGGGCAUUGUACCAAGAGAAGCAGUUUAGACGACUGAUUGAGGACAUCACCGAGUUGGUUAACGACUUGGACAACCUCUUUCCCGCCACUCAGCAUUCCCAGCGUGACCUCUGCGACAUGGAAGUCUCUGCUAUUGGAAAAAGUCAAGACAUCUAUGUGUUAAGAGAAAUUGCCGCCGCUCAGGACAAGUUGUUAGAGCAGGCUAUUACGAAGGCUGCGGAAAGCGCUGGGAAGUCGCACCACAUCGUCUUUUCAGGCAGCGGAAACACUGGCCUUCAGCUGGGCCACAACUCUGACACUACAUACCAGUUCACGUCCCCGUAUCUCGCUGAUAUGCUGCCGCUAUUUUCUGGGACAGAUAACCCGUACUUGAACUCAAAGUUGUACAAAACUAUGACCGCCGAGACACAGGCGGCACACCGGGGCCCAGAGAUCGAAGAGCAACUGCGCGAAGCAGUCUAUCGCGCUCCCUAUUCCGGCGCUCGUAUAUACGACAUGAGUAUCUCUCCUGAGUCACUGAAGCCGUCCAGAUGGACAUCAAUUAGUUCUGACGACGUCUUUCUUACACGACUUCUGGAAUGCUACUUCCUUUAUGAGUAUCCGCUGUGGCCUUGUUUCCACAAGGACCAUUUCCUGGACGACAUAACUGCUGGACGAAAUGAUUAUUGCUCGCCACUAUUGGUCAACUGUAUCUUGACAGCUGCGUGUCACGGACUGAGUACUCUAGAACAACGAUCCGAAUUUUGGAAUCCUAAAACCUACAGUUAUCAUUUUAUGGCCGAGACUAAAAGGCUUUGGGAGCUGGAACAACAGCGGGCCGUAUGUAGCCUUCCGACCGCUCAGGCAGCGACGAUCCUUGGCAGGAUAUACUUCGUGAACGGGAUGGACAGUAUGGGGUGGGCAACGUGGUCUCAUGCUUUGGCUUUGGCAGACAAGCUAGGCUUGUUCACCGCAACUGCACCCAAUAGCAGCGAAAAGGAGCGCGUUUCGAGAACAAUCACUGCCUGGGGCAUUUUUUCCCAACAAGCGUUCUCUUCUUUUUACCUGAUGAAGCCGCCACUCGCUCGACAUCCACCCGAGGAUGGGCUGCCGGACUACCAAAAUGCGUCGAGUUUCUUUGGAGAGAUCUGGGUCAAAUACCCGCUCGCAAAACACUUGGUAUGUGCGAAGCUGAUGAGCUCAACCAGAGCAUUCAAGUCUAAAUACGAUCGACAACUUGCUUUAUCUCUUUUAGAACAUAUUCUAAUUAGCCCUCUGCUCCAGGUUCCGACUCAUCUAGGACAGACAUUUCUAGCGCUUAUCAAGCUUAGAUUAGUCAUGAACGACAUAGCGGGAAAAGCGCUUCGGGAAAACGAUGGACAGAACAGCCUAGGUUUAGAGCAGGCAAGACGCUAUCACACUAUGCUUAUGGAAUGGUUCCAUGACCUCCCUGGACCUUUACAACCACAGAACGUUGCCAUGCCAACCCAGCUUCUUCUGCAUAUGCAGUACCACAACCUCGUUACAAUGACGUUUCAUCCCUUUCUGCAGUCAGAGACCUCAUUUAACCAUCUCACUCGCGGAGGCUCGUUCCAGGAAUACUCAGGCUUUAGUCCGGUUAGGCUCUAUAGCGAAUCAAAAGCGAGCCUCCAAACGCUUCUGCACAUGUUUUAUCAUCGGCAUGGUUUUGAGGACUACUACAUCUUUCUGCUGCAGGUGCUCGUUCAGCUGGGCUUCGACUCGCUGGAGCGUCUGCGCACCCCCGAAGCACAACAGCAACACUUCCCAGCUGUAAUGAAGGCUACGAGAGCCACCCUCAUCCUGUGCGCCAGGGGGUUGCGCGACCAAGGCCGCAACUUCUACCUGUCCGAACUCGUGUUCCGAAUUCUGCGAGAUAAGAUGAAUCCCAUGGAUGUCAAACUUCUCAAAGAUUGGGCGCAAAUCAAGAAUGAGGAAAAGAGGGAGAAGCUUAUGGCGGAGCACGUGUAUGGUGAGUAUCCCGUGAAUGUUGAAGGCAUAACCUCGGAUCCAACUGAGCGGCGAUUACACCGUCUCUUGGCGUCUAUGGGCGACUUGAAGCUUCCUAACGAUACCGUGGAACCGAGCAAAGAUGAGAGAGCGUCUAGGACAUGGCGAAGCAUUGUUUUUUGA